CCAUGCUGCGUGGGGCACGUUACCGCCUUCUCUCUAAAGCCGCUCAUACUCGUUCGCGGCACGCGAUGUAAACAUUGACCGGUCAAAGGACUAGUGUAUUCUUGUUUCACACAGUGAGAAGUGAAUUAAAGUUUAAUAGAAUAAAAAGGAAUAGUACAAAUGUGUUUUAAAAAUGUAUCAUUUGCUUCCUCUUUUGUUGAUGAUAUUAAGUGUUAAAUCGACAUUAACCUCGCGAGGUUUAGACAAUUGUAUUCCCGCGAGGAGUGAUAAGGGAUCAACCUUGUGUCAUGUUCGAACUCUCGAUUCCGGUGGAUCCAGCUUAGAUUCAGCAUCAGAGUACACAAAGCGGCUUACAAUAGAAUGUAACCAGCUGUUGUUUUUCGAAAGUUCGCUUGAAGCAAACUAUUUUCAAAGAUUUACAACACUCGCCGAACUAUCUCUUCGGAACUGCAAACUUCUCAAAAUACCGGGGAACGCGUUCGAAGGAUUACGUGAGUUGAAAAAGUUGUCGAUUCGAUCAAAAAACUACGAUUGGAGCCCGAAUAAAAACUUAGAACUCUCUUUGGGAACCUUCAACGGAUUAAAAGAACUUCAGAUUCUUGAUUUGGGAAAAAAUAAUUUAAAAUCUGUACCCUCUGAUGUUUUUUGUCCUCUCGGCAACUUGCAAGUGUUGAAUAUAACUAAUAAUAAGAUAAAAAGUAUAGAUCGAAUUGGCUUUGGAAAAAAUUGUGGUCCAGGAUUAACAAGUUUGGAUUUAAGUUAUAAUGAACUUAAGUCAUUAAGCGAAGAGAGUGAAUUUACAGGACUUCGAAGACUUCAAGAGUUGAGACUUCAGCAUAAUAAUAUAACAGACGUCUCAGGUGAAAUAUUUAAUGGAUUUCCUGCUCUCAGAAUAUUAAAUAUUUCCUUCAAUUAUAUUCAAUCUAUACCCGACGGAACUUUUACGAAUACAAAAGAAUUAAGAGAAAUCUAUCUAAACAAUAACCAACUGUAUGAAUUGGCUAGAGGCGUCUUUCAUCGAUUAGACCAAUUGCUUGUUUUAGAUUUAUCCAAUAACCAGCUUUCAAGUGCUCAUAUCGAUGGCGGCACAUUUGUUGGUCUCAUAAGAUUAAUCAUUCUUAAUUUAUCUAAUAACGCCUUGACAAGGAUAGAUGGUAAAACAUUUAAAGAUUUGUUCUUUUUGCAAAUAUUAGAUUUAAGAAAUAAUUCUAUUGGUUAUAUUGAAGAGAAUACUUUCCUCCCUCUGUACAAUUUGCAUACUUUAAAUUUAGCGGAAAAUCGCUUGCAUACUAUUGACGAGUUCCUUUUUAAUGGGUUGUUUGUUUUAAGUAAAUUAAAUUUAAAUAAUAAUUUAUUAAUUAACAUACAUGCUAAAUCAUUUAAAAAUUGUUCAGAUUUAAAAGAAUUAGAUUUAAGUUCAAAUCAGCUUACCAAAGUCCCAACUGCAGUUUGGGAGUUAUCAAUGUUGAAAACACUUGACGUGGGCGAGAAUUUAAUAAGCGAAAUUAAAAAUGGCACUUUUAAAAAUUUAGAUCAAUUAACUGGAUUAAGACUUAUCGAUAAUCAAAUUGGAAAUAUAAGCGUGGGUAUGUUUUGGGAUUUGCCUAGUUUACAAGUUUUAAAUUUAGCCAAAAAUAAAAUUCAAUCUGUUGAAAGAGGAACAUUUGAACGUAAUAAGCAAUUAGAGGCGAUUCGAUUAGACGGUAACUUUAUAUCAGAUAUAAAUGGCGUGUUUUCAGCAUUGAUGAGCUUACUUUGGCUUAAUUUGUCAGAAAAUCACUUAAUUUGGUUUGAUUAUGCAUUCAUACCAGCUAACUUGAAAUGGCUAGAUGUGCAUAGUAAUUUUAUAGAACAUUUAGGUAACUAUUAUAAACUUCAAGAUCAAAUUCGAAUAAAGACGUUAGAUGUAAGUCAUAAUCGCAUUGCAGAAAUAUCCCCUUUAGCAAUUCCUAAUAGUGUAGAACUGUUGUUUAUUAACAAUAAUCAUAUCAACAAUAUUCAUGUAAACACUUUCAUUGAGAAACGUAAUCUCACAAGAGUUGAUAUUUACGCUAAUGACAUAUCUCAUUUAGAUAUUAACAGUCUUCGCAUAUACCCUGUCCCGUUAAAUAAGUCGUUACCAGAGUUCUAUAUAGGAGGAAAUCCAUUUGAUUGUGAUUGCUCAAUGGAAUGGUUGCCGAUGAUAAACAACAUGACAGCAAUGAGGCAGCAUCCCAGAAUAAUGGAUCUUGAAAAUGUCUUAUGUAAAAUGACACAUACCAGAGGAGUUUCUCAUAUACCACUGAGUAAUCUUAAAUCGACUGAUUUCCUAUGUACUUAUGAAACACAUUGCUUUACUCUGUGUCAUUGUUGUGAUUACGUGGCCUGCGACUGCCAAAUGACCUGCCCAUUUAACUGUUCCUGUUAUCAUGAUCCUACUUGGCAUACGAAUGUCGUCGAUUGUUCCAGCCAGCAAGCGAAUGAAAUACCAGAAAAAAUACCAAUGGAUGCUACUGAAGUCUACUUAGAUGGAAAUGAUUUUAAAGAAUUGCAAAAUUAUGCAUUCAUCGGAAGGAAAAAUAUGAGAUCGCUUUAUGUUAAUUCAAGUAACGUCGAGAACUUACAUAAUAGGACGUUUGCUGGCUUAUCCUCGCUUAUUAUAUUACAUCUCGGAAGUAAUAAACUGAAAUAUUUAAAUGGGAAUGAGUUUGAACAUCUUACACAACUCAAAGAAUUAUAUUUACAAGACAACUUCAUAAGUUACGCAGAUAAUAGCACUUUUGCUUCUUUACCCUCAUUAGAAAUUUUAAGAUUAGAUGGCAAUAGACUAAUAGAAUUUUCGAUUUGGAGCUUAAGUGUUAAUCAGAAUUUGCAUUCAGUUGCUUUAGGCAAUAAUAUGUGGUCAUGUAAAUGUCGAUAUUUACAAAAGUUUACAGCAUUUUUGUCUGAAAAUGCCGCUACAGUUAGAGAUAUAAAAGAUUUAUGGUGUUGGAAUUUAAACAAUGGAUCACCACAAAAAAGAGAACUAAAUCUGAACGGCACUAUUUGCAGCGAUUAUUAUGCUGGAGAUUCGGUUAUAGAUAAAAUGUUGGUUUCUAAUUACAUGCCUAUGUUAGUGACAACAUUUACUGGAUUUAUGCUUAUUAUGUUAGUGACGUUAACAAUGUUCAUAUUCAGAGAUUCAAUUCGUAUAUGGCUCUAUACUACUUGUGGUAUAAGAUUAUUACCUCUCGCCGGAGCGUACGAUGACAAUGACAAAUUAUACGACGCGUAUGUAUGUUAUAGUCCAAAAGACGACGAUUUUGUCAUACAAACGUUGGCUGCUGAAUUAGAAAACGGAAGUACCUCGUAUCACCUAUGCUUACAUUACAGAGAUAUACCGAGGCAAGGGGCCGCUUACAUACAAUAUGCAUUACCACUGCCGGAAGCAGCAGAAGCUUCAAAGCGAAUAAUACUUGUUUUGACAAGAAAUUUUAUAGAAACCGAAUGGUCCCGUUACGAAUUUCGACAAGCUUUACAUGAUUUAUUAAAACCAAGAAUAUAUACAUUGAUUAUAAUAGAAGAUACCGCAGUUUUACCUGAUGCUCUCUGCGAUUCUGAGUUAAGGCCUUAUUUAAAAACAGCUUCAAGAAUAAGAUUAGGUCAGAAUAAAUUCUGGGCAAGCCUCCGGUUAGCUAUGCCCGUAAAGAAACGAAAAACAAAAUCUUCAAGUUACAAGAACAACUUGAAUUCUUAUACUAUGAGAAGUGGUGUACAUAAUGGAACGAUGAGAUCUUUUUCAUUCACAGAAAAAACGAGAGACCAUGUCAAUGAUGCCUCUAAUCACGAAUUUUCGGAAAGUCAUAUGCAACAUGCACAAAGAAUAUACGGCCUAAAUGGUAGGCCACCAUCGGAUCAUAUUUACACUUCUAUUGAUUCCGAUUACUCUUCCCUGGAAUUAGGUGGUAAUAAUACGAAUCGGAGAAGAGAUUUAAGGAUUUGGCCGCCACCACCUCCCAUAGUUGACAAUCAGCGUUCAGGUCAAGCUUAUCUAGUCUAGUAUUUAAGCUUUCGUGCAACUUUCUUUUUAUUUAUAAUUUAGUCAAUGCUUGUUGUGUAAAUUAUAUUGACUGCAAUGCUCGCUUACCAAAUAACUAAGAUUAUUGUCUAUUUUUGUAUUUCUAGCCAUUUCAAACGGCAUUAAUUUCAUAACAUUGUUGUAAAUACAUUCUAUAAGACUGCUGUAGAAUAUGUGAAUUUGUAUAUAAUUUGUAAAUAAAUGUCCAUAGGAGUCACAAGUAUACCUAUUUAUAUACUUUAAUA
This is a messenger RNA of Papilio xuthus (Asian swallowtail), 4281 nucleotides long. RefSeq names its product slit homolog 3 protein. Gene Ontology annotation, biological process: signal transduction. Gene Ontology annotation, molecular function: protein binding. The coding region runs from base 173 to 4018 and encodes 1281 amino acids. The transcript has a single exon. Lineage: Eukaryota; Metazoa; Arthropoda; Insecta; Lepidoptera; Papilionidae. The record is from RefSeq and is a predicted model, not a curated record.